ACUCUUAACGUCUGUUCCCACCAUUGAAAUCAAGUAAGAGUCGUGCAUCGUGUUUGCCGGAACAUCAUCGAAUAAAUUGCACGAAUAAUUAUAAUUUUCUUUGCAAAAUGUCGCUAAUUGGAUCUCCCUUAUCCGUCGCGGGCUCCCGCAUAUCAGGAGCACCGGUUCGCACACAAAAUGUCAUGGCCGCUUCUUCAAUUGCCAAUAUCGUAAAAUCCUCUUUGGGUCCAGUUGGGCUUGACAAAAUGUUAGUUGAUGAUAUUGGCGAUGUUACGGUCACUAACGACGGCGCAACCAUCUUGAAACUGCUCGAGGUAGAACAUCCGGCUGCUCGUGUAUUAUGUGAGCUUGCUCAACUUCAAGAUGAGGAAGUUGGUGAUGGUACCACCUCUGUGGUCAUCAUUGCGGCUGAAUUAUUGAAGAAUGCUGAUGAACUAGUGAAGCAGAAAAUUCACCCAACUUCAAUCAUCAGUGGAUAUCGCUUGGCAUGCAAGGAGGCUUGCAGAUACAUUCAGGAGCAUCUGACUAUUCCAGUUGAUGAACUAGGAAAAGAUUCAGUUGUGAAUGUUGCUAAGACUUCAAUGAGUUCAAAAAUCAUUGGAGCUGAUGCUGAUUUAUUUUCGCAAAUCGUAGUUGAUGCUGCGUUAGCAAUUAAAAUCACCGAUGCUAAGGGUAACGCGAUGUACCCCAUCAAGGCCGUGAAUGUUUUAAAAGCGCACGGUAAGAGUGCUCGCGAGAGUAUCCUUGUACAAGGAUACGCUCUCAACUGCACCGUUGCCAGCCAGGCCAUGCCUAAGAAAAUCGCUAAUGCGAAAAUUGCGUGCUUGGACUUCUCUCUGCAGAAGGCUAAGAUGAAGAUGGGCGUACAGGUUUUAAUUGAAGAUCCCGAUAAACUGGAAGCCAUCCGUUCCAGAGAACUUGACAUCACAAAAGAGCGUAUUCAGAAGAUUUUGGCAACUGGUGUAAAUGUUGUUUUAUGUUCCGGUGGCAUUGAUGAUCUUUGUUUGAAGUAUUUCGUUGAAGCUGGCGCGAUGGGUGUUCGCCGUGUGACGAAAACUGAUCUGAAACGUAUUGCCAAAGCAACUGGCGCGGCCUUCGUUACGUCUUUGACUAACAUGGAUGGCGAGGAAACAUUUGAGACCAGCAUGGUUGGUGAAGCCGCCGAAGUCGUCCAAGAACGUAUCUCCGACGACGAACUGGUUUUAAUCAAGGGACCGAAAGCCCGCACAGCUGCUUCGAUUAUCCUUCGUGGCCCCAAUGAUUUCUAUUGUGAUGAAAUGGAGCGUUCCGUUCAUGACGCUUUAUGCGUUGUGAAACGUGUGUUGGAAUCCAAAUCAGUCGUUGCCGGCGGUGGCUCUGUAGAAGCCGCACUUUCCAUCUACCUCGAAAACUUCGCAACUACACUAAGCUCUCGCGAACAACUCGCAAUCGCUGAGUUUGCGCAUAGUCUUCUCAUCAUCCCCAAGACACUGGCUGUCAAUGCGGCGCAGGACGCCACUGAUCUUGUUGCCAAACUACGCGCGUAUCAAAACUCUUCGCAGACAAAGGUCGAUCACGCUCAUCUUAAACACGUCGGGCUGGAUCUCAUCGAGGGAACUGUCAAAGACAACAAAAAGGCUGGAGUAUUGGAACCGACAAUGAGCAAGGUCAAAUCGCUGAAAUUCGCAACUGAAGCUGCGAUUACCAUCCUGCGUAUUGACGACAUGAUCAAACUGGAUCCCGAGCCUAGCCAGGGCAAAGGAGGAUACCAGGAGGCAAUGAACGCUGGCCAGCUUUAAAUUUAACUUUUAACUCAUCAUUUGUAUUAACAAAUAAUUACACAACCAACACCCAUCAUUUUUUUGAGCUUCAUUCAUCGCAAGAAUGUAAUUAGCGAGUAAAAUUUCACUUCACGCGUACGUUAACAUUAAUAUUUAAGCGGCAUUUACAUUUGAGCGUCUUUUUAUAUAUAAAAAAUAUAUUUCUUAACACACUCAA
Dalotia coriaria is the source of this 1977-nucleotide messenger RNA. RefSeq names its product chaperonin containing TCP1 subunit 1 (gene CCT1). Gene Ontology annotation, molecular function: ATP binding; ATP hydrolysis activity; ATP-dependent protein folding chaperone. Gene Ontology annotation, cellular component: chaperonin-containing T-complex. The coding region runs from base 108 to 1778 and encodes 556 amino acids. Gene Ontology annotation, biological process: protein folding. Lineage: Eukaryota; Metazoa; Arthropoda; Insecta; Coleoptera; Staphylinidae. The record is from RefSeq and is a predicted model, not a curated record. The transcript has 4 exons.